UUUCAUUCUGAUCUGUUUGUGUUUUGGUUUUUUAUUUUGUAGAUGCGUUACAUCAGUGUUAACUUUCCCAUUAUACACACAAGGAAUAUUAAUGUAUGUUUUGAUUUGAUUUAAUUUUUUGUUUUGUUAAAAUUGAGGAAAAAGUGCAGUGUGAUUAGCAAGAGAUGGCGACCAGCAAGUCCGGCGGUAUGAGCAACAAAGUGACCACUGUGGUGGCCACUGCUGGCUAUGGGCUGGACAUUAUGAGCGAGAUUAGCUACACCGAUAGCAAGGUGAUAGGCAACGGCAGCUUUGGCGUGGUAUUCCAGGCCAAAUUGGUGCCGUCCAAUGAGUUGGUGGCCAUUAAGAAGGUCCAUCAGGAUCGCCGCUUCAAGAAUCGAGAGCUGCAGAUCAUGAGGAAAUUGAAGCACGACAACAUCGUGACUCUCAGGUAUUUCUUCUAUUCGAGUGGUGAGAAACGUGAUGAGGUAUAUCUGAAUCUGGUAAUGGAGUAUAUGCCCGAGACGCUGUAUAAAGUGGAGAGGCAAUAUGCGAGAGCCAAGCAGACGCUUCCAGUGAACUAUGUGCGUUUGUAUAUGUACCAAUUGCUCCGGAGCAUGGCAUUCCUGCAUAGUCUGGGAUUCUGUCAUCGUGAUAUCAAGCCGCAGAAUAUGCUACUCGACGCAGAGUCGGGUAUCCUGAAAUUAUGCGACUUUGGUAGUGCCAAACAAUUGAUCAAUGGUGAGCCGAAUGUUUCGUACAUCUGUUCGAGAUAUUAUCGGGCUCCGGAAUUGAUUUUUGGAGCCACGGAUUAUUCAACUAAAAUCGAUAUGUGGAGUGCUGGAUGCGUGCUGGCCGAACUGCUAUUGGGACAAUUGAUCUUUCCCGGGGAAUCUGGGGUAGAUCAGAUUGUGGAGAUAGUCAAAGUGAUGGGUACGCCCACAGCUGACCAAAUGCACGAUAUGAAUCCUAGCUAUAAACAAUUCAAAUUGCCUCAACUGAAACCGCAUCCGUGGCCCAAGGUCUUUCGCAUACGCACACCAGCCGAAGCCAUUGAUCUGGUCUCGAAAUUGUUGGUCUAUUCACCCAGUUUGCGUGUCUCCCCGAUGAUGGGAUGUGCGCAUCCUUUCUUUGAUGAGCUGCGUCAGGAUCCGUUUCAGGUGUUGCCCAAUGGAAGAAGUCUGCCGCCCUUGUUUAAUUUCACUGACCACGAGCGGUCCAUAGAGCCAAGUGUUAUGCCCCUGUUACUGCCCAAAGCGACGGCACAGCCAGACCGCGAUUUGGGUGGUUCACGCUUGCGAAAUACAGCUGGAGAGGAGUGUUUACCCAAAGGCAAUGUUGUGACACCCAAACUGGUGUCCAUUAAAAAACCUUUAAGCACUGGCGAGGCCGUGGCAAAACAAAGUGAGGCAACGACAACGCAUCGACGAGAUCUGGGUAAUGGGGAUCAUGUGGUGCAUGUUCCGGUGGAUGAAGCCUCAGCGGAAAGCGAAGCUCCUGACGAACACGGAGCCGAUGAAGUCGAUGUUGAUGAUGAUGACGAGGAUGAAGAUGAUGAUGCGGCUGCAGAUGAUGAGGAUUAUUCUGAUCAGGAUGACGAUAACAAUAACCAUAACAAUGAUGAUGAUGACGAUGAUAAUGACGAUGAUAAUGACGACGACGACAAUGAUGAUGAUGACGAUGAUCAUGACAGUAAUACCGUUAGUGAUGACGAAGAUGAAUCGGAUGACGAUGAGAACAAUUGACAAAUGAUUUUUAAUUAUUGUUAGGCUGAUUCGAAUUGCAUUUACUCCCAAUUGUUAUAAGCAAAUAAAAAAAAAAUUUUAUGUUAUUUAA
Molecule: messenger RNA, 1815 nt
Organism: Drosophila willistoni
Lineage: Eukaryota; Metazoa; Arthropoda; Insecta; Diptera; Drosophilidae
Product: putative glycogen synthase kinase-3 homolog
Exons: 1
Coding region: 165-1724 (519 amino acids)
Biological process (GO): protein phosphorylation
Cellular component (GO): cytoplasm
Molecular function (GO): ATP binding; protein kinase activity
Source: RefSeq, a predicted model, not a curated record